CGAAGUUGUAACGUAUAAACGCUUUUUCGGGACUGAUUAAAUUAGUAAUUUAUGUUGUCCGGUGAAAAAUGGAGAAAUCACAAGAAGUGACGAAGCAUGUAUUGCAAUAUAUACGUAUAUGUCUCGCUGUCUGCGGUUGUAUGAGGCCAGCUUCAUCGACGUCCUCUUCGAGGAGGAUAAUUUACGACGUUUACGCAAUCGUCGUGUGGCUGAUCGUGUACACCUUUACGCUCGUUCAGGUGUUAGAUUUGAUUAUUAACGUCGACAAUCAGGACGAUUUCAUCGACAAUUUCUACGUGACGCUGGCCGCGUGCAAUAUAUGCUUGAAAAUGUGCCACCUCUCGUUCACUCAGAGGAAUCUGAAUUUUUUGAUUAGCACACUGCAGAAGAAGCCCUUCGCUCCGACGAACGCCGAGGAAAUGGAAAUUCGAACGAGAUUCGACAAAGUGACCGAACGGAACGCGAUUACCUACACGACCGUAAUUGUUGGUUACUUUUUGUCGGUGCUCGUCUCGUCAUUUUCCUUAGACUUCAAAUACAAACGUUUAUUGUAUCGUGCCUGGCUACCGUACGACUACACCACUUGGUUAUCGUUUACAUUUACAUACCUUCAUCAAGUGGUGGGAUUGACGUACAUCUCGUUCGUCACCAUUUCUUGCGACAGUCUGUUCAGUGGUCUCCUAAUUCACAUUAACUGCCUGUUCGAGAUACUCGGCCAUCGUCUGAAAUCAAUCGAGAGGGAUGAGAUCGACUCGGCAAACCGAUGUGCUUAUGUUCAUGACCAAAUAUACAAAUUCGCUAGUAUGGUAAACAACCAGUUCAAGGUAAUCACGUUCAGUCAGUCGGUGGUAUGUAUGUGUACGUUGUGUCUUAGUCUUUAUGAAAUAACGCAAAACGACAUGGACUCGAAGAUGAUCGAAUUGCUAUUCUACACGUUCAACACGCUCGUCCAAAUACUUUACUACUGCUGGUACGGAAACGAAGUCAAACUGAAGAGUCUCCAAGUUCCUGACAUGGUAUUCGAAAGUAACUGGAAUUCUUUGGAUAUCAAGACUAGAAAGAUUCUCUUGGUGAUAAUGAUGCGUGCUACGGUGCCCAUCGAGUUCUCUAGCUUUCACAUCGUGACCAUGAAUAUCAACACUUUCAUGACGUUGACGAUGCGUAUACUGCGAUGGACGCUCACUAUUCUAACAGCGUGUGGUUGUUUGCGACCGCGAUCUUGGACAUCGUCGCUGAAAAAGUUCUUGUACAAUGUUUACACAGCUAUGGUAAUCCUUCUGAUAUACACCGUCCUGGGUUCUCAAGUUCUGGACAUAUUCUUCAACGUUGAGAACCAGGAUGAGUUCAGUGAGAAUUUCUACACGACCCUGGCGGUACUUAUCGGCUGCUGCAAGAUGUCCAGCUUUUUGCUGAUUCGAAGUAACGUCGCGAUUUUGAUCGACACCCUCCAAAAGGAGCCUUUAAUGCCACAGAACGACGAGGAAUUCGAUGUUCGCGCAAGAUUUGAAAAACUGAACGAGUGGAAUGCAAUUGCUUACACGAUUAUGGUCGAAUCCUGUGUGUUGUUCGGCUGGACAACGUCGCUCUUCAGAGAUCUGAAACGGAGAAAAUUGGCAUACAGGGCGUGGAUACCUUACGAUUAUGCUUCAUCGUUUCCCUCGUUUACUGUUACUUACAUGCAUCAGUGUGUAGGUAUGAUUAUCUGCUCGCUUCUGAACGUUGCCUACGACACUCUGAUCAGCGGUCUGUUGAUCCACACUUACUGCCAGUUAGAUAUAUUUGGACAUCGUCUGAAAAGUAUCAUUAAAGAUGAAAACUACAGGGCUAAGCAGUGUGCUCGACUUCUUAAUCACAUAUACAGUUUCGCCAAAAUGGUUAAUAAAGCAUUCAGGAUAAUUAUGUGUACUCAGUUUCUGGCAAGCACCUCGGUCAUGUGCUUCAACCUCUACCAAUUAACGCAAAGACAAUUAGUAGGCGCGAGACUGAUCGAAACAAUGUUCUACGCGUUCUGUAUGCUUAUGCAAAUACUGCACUAUUGUUGGUACGGGAACGAAGUCAAAGAGAAGAGCCUCGAGAUUCCUAACAUGAUAAUCGAAAGUAACUGGACGUCUUUGGAUAACAAUGCUAAAAUGACUCUCCUGAUGAUCAUGAAACGCGCGACGGUGCCCAUCGAAUUCACUAGCAUUCACGUUGUGUCGAUGAACCUCGAGUCUUUUACGGCCCUGCUCAAGACGUCUUACUCGGCGUACAAUUUGCUUCAACAAAGUAUCGGAUAACAUCGUCGUCAUUAUCGAACGGUCUCUCAGUGCUGCUGUAUAAAAUAAUUAACCGAGAAUGGGAAGAAAUAUGUAGAGGAUAAUAUUAAGUAUGAAUUCUAGUAAAUUCUAUUCGACACUGUUAUUAGUAAUGCUGAAGAAUAACUUGCCUUCCCUAUAAGUAAUUGAUAUAAUUAUUACUAUAAUUUGUAACGAGCUUAUAUGCAUACAUACACGCACAGACAUGUAUUUGCAUACCAUACAUGAUUAUUUAUAUAUAUUCAUGUAUUUAUUCAUUUUAAUCGUAUUAUUUGUAGAAUUAAGAAAUGUACCAUUCAAAGUAUUCGCUGACACAAUAUAAUGGUUCCUGUUUUUCGGACAUCUACGUAAAAAUAUUAAUACAUAAAUUUACCAAUGUAAUAUUGACGUUCAAAAACAACAUUUAUGGAAGAAAGAAGAAUUGGAAAAAAUUGUAGUUCACCCUAAUAGUUAUUCACGGUGCAGCACGCAUAUCCUGCAAGAGCAAUCGUAGACUUAACGAACUCGUCAUUGUCGCGCAAACAAUAGUCGAUUGAAAUUUGCCUGUAUCUUUCUCAAUUCACCCCUACCAUGCUCGCUCUCUGACAAUAAAAAUAACAUAUCGUGGCAUUGAAACAUUCAUCUUCCAUUUUCCACGUAAAACGUUCGUAACGUUCGAUUACCUCGUUAGUAUUUUAUGCUUCAAGGUAUCGUCAUCAUGUUUUUUCACAUUUUCUUUCGCGAAAUAUAAAUAAGUAAAUAACGUCAAUGCGUCCUCUAUCAUUACGAUAAUCACGAAGUCAGUAAAAUCGAAGGGAGGUUGAUGAGACGGGAUUAACAUUUCCACGGGUGGAGAAGAAAUGUCGAUAUUCUAUAGACAUCAGUAGUACCCAACCUUUGAACAGUUAAGUCAUAGUCGUCGUGAUUAUGUGUUCUUUCAAUUCGUAUAUCUCCAAAAAAUUAUAAUUAGAUGAAGCAUUGAGGACGUAGAGCCUUCGUCAGUGUUAUCGCGUAAUCGUGUCUCGUGCAACAAAAUGUUACCUCUACUCUUCUGAGAAGAAGACGACCGUGAAAUUUACAAGUCGUCGCGAUCACUGUGAA
Molecule: messenger RNA, 3374 nt
Organism: Hylaeus volcanicus
Lineage: Eukaryota; Metazoa; Arthropoda; Insecta; Hymenoptera; Colletidae
Exons: 9
Coding region: 69-2276 (735 amino acids)
Biological process (GO): detection of chemical stimulus involved in sensory perception of smell; sensory perception of smell
Cellular component (GO): plasma membrane
Molecular function (GO): odorant binding; olfactory receptor activity
Source: RefSeq, a predicted model, not a curated record